This is a messenger RNA of Melanotaenia boesemani (Boeseman's rainbowfish), 2728 nucleotides long. RefSeq names its product LFNG O-fucosylpeptide 3-beta-N-acetylglucosaminyltransferase (gene lfng). Gene Ontology annotation, cellular component: Golgi membrane. NCBI's taxonomy places the organism in Eukaryota, Metazoa, Chordata, Actinopteri, Atheriniformes, Melanotaeniidae. Gene Ontology annotation, biological process: pattern specification process; regulation of Notch signaling pathway. Bases 118 to 1224 code for a protein of 368 amino acids. The transcript has 8 exons. Gene Ontology annotation, molecular function: O-fucosylpeptide 3-beta-N-acetylglucosaminyltransferase activity. The record is from RefSeq and is a predicted model, not a curated record.
UUAAGGAUUAUAUGUUUAUCACUUUGUUUUAUACUAAGAAACAUCACCAUAUGGACUUUGCAUCAGGAGCUCGUUGCGCCACUUAAUAGUUUUUAGUUGUUUUUUUUAGGUUUAAUCAUGCUGACAAAUAAUGGAAAGAAGACAGCCAUCUCUGUAACCUGCACAGCGUGUCUCUGCCUGCUGCUGCUCGGGGUUUUUGUGCAGCAUCUCCAGAUUCAGGUGACGGAUCAGAGCACAGGGGAGGACACUGGUGCGAACUCUCUCCUCCAAGACGCAGCGUCGCUCGGGAGCGCUCGUGAUAAGAAAGGAUUCUCUGCGUAUUUCACCAAACUGACCCGAGGACGUAGGGAGGUGGAGAGACCCGCAGGCUCAUCUGCCACCUCCGCUGAGCCUCCUCCCGCUGAGGACAUCAGCGCGGAUGACAUCUUCAUCGCUGUGAAGACCACCAAGAAGUUCCACCAGUCCAGGCUGAACCUGCUUAUGGAGACUUGGAUCUCCAGAAACGUGCAACAGACAUACAUCUUCACAGAUGGAGAAGAUGAGGAGCUAAAAAAGAAAAUUGGGAGUCAUGCAAUCAACACCAACUGCUCCGCAGCUCAUAGCCGGCAAGCUCUGUCAUGUAAGAUGGCGGUGGAAUAUGACAAGUUCAUCGAGUCUGGAAAAAAGUGGUUCUGUCAUGUAGAUGAUGACAACUAUGUGAAUGUUCGGACUCUGGUGAAGCACCUGUCUCAGUACCUCCACACCCAGGACAUGUACAUCGGUAAACCCAGUCUGGACCGACCCAUAGAGGCCACAGAGAGGCUGGGCGACAACAAGAUGAAACCAGUCAACUUCUGGUUUGCCACUGGAGGAGCAGGCUUCUGUGUGAGUCGGGGUCUGGCGCUGAAGAUGAGCCCAUGGGCCAGUGGCGGUCACUUCAUGAACACAGCAGAGAAGAUCCGUCUGCCUGACGACUGCACCAUCGGCUAUAUCAUUGAGUCGGUUCUGGGGGUCCCUCUUACCCGCAGCAACCUGUUCCACUCUCACCUGGAAAACCUGCAACAGGUAUCAAGAUCUGAGAUUCACAAACAGAUCACCCUCAGUUAUGGGAUGUUUGAAAACAAGAGCAACACCAUCAGUUUGAAAGGGGCUUUUCCAGUGGAGGAGGAUCCAUCAAGGUUCAAGUCUGUGCAUUGUCUCCUGUAUCCAGACACUCCAUGGUGUGUCCCCCAGGUUGCCUUCUGAGGCGACCGCUCCUUUCUCAUCCUCGUCCCUGUCGCGCCUCGGUAUCUGAAAGGCUCGCAGGGACCAGUGUUUGGUAUCAGACCGUAUAGCUGCUGUGUUCUCACUGCAGCGGUUCACGGUCUUUAAUGGUUUUACUGGGCUGCUGUGCGGCCCGCCUCGGGACUUUUCCUUCCUGUCCGGAGCCAGAACCUCAUCCUGUAAUGCUCGGGGGAAGGACCUAGGCUCUUGGAAGGAAAUGGCUUUCACCGUAAAGCUUUGCAGGCAAUCAGUUGAGCUUUGUGAUGUAUAUGUUGCUUGUAAAUGUAUCUGCAAUUCUCAUAGAAUGUAUCGUCAUAUAUUCAAGCCUUUUGCCAGCUUUACAUUAACUUUUCUUUUUUGCUUUUAAAUAUACAAAGCCACUCGUGUUUAUGUUUGGCUUUGAGCCUUGUAUUCCAUAUAAUUUCCUUUGCCAGGCAUUUGUUUAGUUGUUUUAACUCAGAUGACUCCGGAUAAAUGCGCUAAUAUGAAGAUGUUAUUGUACUUUUAACUGAACAGUGUUAAGUAUAUCUUCUACAAAAUGAACUGGCAGUAGGCAGAUAUCCAAGUGCAUCCUAUCUUGGGGCCUAAUCUGAAGUAUAUCAGGACAAAGCACUUUUCCCUUUCUAAUAUUUUACAGUGAACAGACCCAGUUUACGUCCUUUAAUGACAUACUUCAGAUUUAUGUCUCAAAAAAAAAAAAAAGAAGAAAUAACCCCUCAAAAUCUUAUUUUCUAUUCAUUUUUAUGUAUUUAAUAAGACUCCUUGCAUUAGUUACAAUCAGGGAAAAGUGAUGAGUAGAAGAGAUUUUGUUUUGGGGGUUACAAUCAGCUUUGAAUUGCUUUGAAAAGUCUUGUUUUUUGUUGUUUGAAAGUUGCACAGCUGUGUUACAAAUGAGCAGAUGCCGCCCUCUCACCUCUCAAGACACAACAGUGGAAAAUAACUGGCUUUUCACUUAAAUGCCAUUUUAAGAAGUGAGUCCAAAACAGCAAGAAGAAGAAAAAAGUCUACAAUAGUUUGCACAAAAGACUGGGGAGCUUCUGUUAUCAUCAACAUGAUUGUUCCGUAUUUACUCACAUUACCUGCUGGUUACUGUUGAGCUUGUGAGAUGAGAGCAGCAUCUGUGUUUCCACAUGGAGGUGUUUGUUCCCUCUGUGUCGUCUCUCACCCAUGUUGGGUUACGCUACACAUCCUGAUUGCAGUAUUGUAUACUGCAUCUUUGUUUAAUACGUAGUGAUUGUAUAUGCUUAGAAUGUCAUUUUCCUGUUGUGGCUGACACUUUUAAUGACCUGGCCGUGGUCGUUUUGUAUUGCUUUGAACUGUACUUAAUGACUGUGCUGUAUAUUCUCCAGUAUCUGGAGGGUUUGAACAGUUCAGUCCCAAUACUGGCUUCUCAGGGAUUAUGAGCUGAUCCUGGUAUUAACUACCAUGGGACCCACGGUGGGACCUAAAACUUUGAAUAAAAGUGCAUAACCACUGAGAAACUUUA